AUGAGUAGGCCGUGGAUUGAGCUUUACGACCCAGACGAGCAGAGCGCCGACUACACCAAGAAACUCAUAAACAUGGGAGCAGUGAUCGUGGGCAAAACAAAAACCACCUCUUUCGCAUCCCCUGAAGAACCAACAGACCAAGACGGCUACCAGAGCCCAUCGAGCAGCUCAACAGGAGCUGCUACUUCUCUAGAGGGUUAUGAAUGGCAGGAUUUCUCUAUUGCGGACUCUGCUGGUAGUGUCAGGGCACCGGCGCCUUGCAACGGCCUGUUCUCCUUUCGAUCUAGCUUCGGUUCGACAUCGAUGAAUGGGAUACCAGUCAACUCACCGGCCUUUGAUACCGUCGGCCAGUUUGAUCGCAGCUUGGAUGAUCUUCACUCUAUUGUGUCACACACCUUUGAGAAUAUUCACCAGACCUUCUCUGAAUUCCCGACCAAGAUACUCUAUCCCAGAGGAUUCUACCUCUUGGCCAACGCAGAGCAACAGGCUAUGACGGAGGAGUUUGUCAAAAUACUCGAAGAGUUUCUGGGUGUCGAGAGAACGCCUUUCAGCUUUGUUGCGGAAUGGGAGAAGAAUCCUCCUCAGGCAGCUGGGGGUCUUCCAUUGCUGGGAUACACUGAAAAGAGCGCCCUUUUCUCAUUGUGCUACGACUACUAUCAUGGGUUCGACAGCUUACGUGACGAAUAUAGCGCCAAGUUCGGCAAGAAACCGGAUGUUGGAGAAGAGGUUACCUCCAAGGAGUACGAGGCAUAUAUGAAACAACUGGAGGUGUUCAGAAUCUGGCUCACCGAGAACGCCAUGGGCCCUGAUUCAAAGAGUAUUUCCAACGCCAUCCUCAUUAUGCCCUACGGAGAACCCCAUACAGAGUAUCCCGAUGAGGCGAACCCACCUGCUGGGAAAUUCCCUACUAUCACAGAGAAGUUCACCUCACCCAUACUACAUGCUCCUCAGCUCGUACUACCAUUUGCUCAGAUACCGUACCUCUCAAAGGUCAGUGGAAGACCCGAGAUGCGACCCAUUGAUAGCACUAUGAUCGGAGCCAAAGGCAGUAAUCUAAUGCUCAUCAAGCUUGCCACCGAGGCGUUCAAAAAGGCCGGGUGGCCUACAGGUGUCCAGACGGGUCGCUAUGUGUACCCCGUUGCUGACAAUGCGAGGAAUGUUGGCUCAGUGCACCCGUGA
This is a messenger RNA of Fusarium musae, 1179 nucleotides long. RefSeq lists its product as uncharacterized. The transcript is spliced from 5 exons. The coding region runs from base 1 to 1179 and encodes 392 amino acids. NCBI's taxonomy places the organism in Eukaryota, Fungi, Ascomycota, Sordariomycetes, Hypocreales, Nectriaceae. The record is from RefSeq and is a predicted model, not a curated record.